UUUUGUUGUCUGAGUUUGUUAACAUCUGGCAGGGAUCGAGCUGGAAGACCGAAAACAGCCUGCGUAGUUCAGACCAAGUCAUGAUCAUCCAUUAACCUCGUAAUUCGUACAAUCUCACCGCUCAGCAUGGUCAAAACCGCCGGAGAAAAAGCUCUAGCCGCCUUGAAAACCGUGGUUAUCGACCAAGGCGUCUUCAAAUACGUCCUGAUCGAAGUCACUGCCGAAGAUGAAUCCGGCCAAGAAGUGACACGACAUUUGGUCCGAGGCCAUCAAUCCGCCGAAUAUCACGCCGACAUUUACGAUCCCGAAGAAGAAGCCAUUCGUUUCCAAGGGCUGGACGCUCAAUGUUUGGGAGGGGGGCGGAUCCAACAUGACCCAGCCCGGAAAUAUAUCAAAGUCUACGGAUACUCGUUAGGAUUCGGUCGAGCUAAUCAUGCCCGUGUAGUGGAAAUCCUCCAAACUGCGUAUCCGGAGGAUUACACUUUCGAAUGGUCUGACGAAGGUUACUAAUUGUUAAAUCUCAUCUCAUCAUGGGUUGGCAUCAAUUACCCAAUGAACUUUUGGUCCAGAUCUUCACACACUUAGAGCUUGGUGAAGUUCGCCACAUGGCAGCUGUGUGCUCCCAAUGGCGCCAUGUGGCGGUUCAAUUCUUUUGGUGGCCUCAGGUUGAAGCCUUGGCUAAAAGUGACUUUUCCGUCAAACAAAGACUCCUGGCACUAACCGAAUCAGGCGAUCCUGAUUCUCGCUUGCGAACUUUCUGUGAGUGCUUCGGUCGAGCCCGGUCUUUAUGGUCUGAACCCCGACAUGUGAAGCAUCAUAUUGCUCCCCUCUUUAACCACGAGCCUGCUGAGGGUUUCCUGAAUUAUCAGAUGGAAAUGUUCUCGUAUCAAGACCAACUUAUUUUAGUCCUAGGCAGCGCUCAAAUCGAGAUUUGGGAUCAUGUCAAACUGGAACGGAGUCAAGUGAUCGUUGAGCGUUCCUUGGAGAGAAGCAAACUUGAAGUGAACAUUCAUCGGCAUCUUUUAGUCAUCUUCCACCGAUCCGCGGCCUUGAUCAGGAUUUUCGACCUGGAGCAAUUCAUGUUUGUCUUUGAACGAACCAUUGAAUCGAGGUUCCUGGCUCUUAAUGAAGGGGGCCUAGUUUGUACCAAUACCAUCGGAUUGAAUGAUCGGCAUGUGAUAUUUGUUCAACCUCAUGGGAGCCUAGUCAUCUUAGAACACGGGCUAAUCCACCAGUUGCAAUAUCCGACCAAUUCUGAGCCCCUUUUGGAUGCCACUCCAGGAUUGGAUGUGAAUAGCGGUCCUUGUGGGCUGCAAAUGAAUGAUCAGUUUGUCGUCGUGGACACGUGGAGGACCUUGGAACCUUUUCCGUUUGUUCGACAAUACGAUUCGAGCUCAUAUUCCAACUCUAAAGCUCCUGCAUGGAUCCAAUUCCGCCUACCUGCAGUUCCUCAUGUCAGUAAAUUGGUGGAUAGCAAGCUUUCAAAUAGUCAUCUGAUCGCCACCGUGAAUAUUGAUUCGACAGAUGGGGACGAUUCCACCCAAACUAAAUUACGAAUCUUUAACUUGCGCAAUCGUCAAUGUGUGUACUGUGGAGAAACAUCCUCGCCACUUUUGGGCGCUCAAAAAGCCCCUAUUCAAUGGUUGCAGAACGACACUCAAUUGGCUUUCCUAUUAGUGCCAAGUGACAUUGCGAUGAAAUCUGAUUCCCUUUUAUUCACUACAAUGACCAUACUCGAUUUGAAAUCGAGCCAGUUUUGGACCUUGGGGGACGCCUUUCUCACUGAGGAGACCUACCCAAAAGUGAUAGUUCACAGUUUCUUCUUGACUCAUCAUCGCGUGAAAUUGGUGACCAACCCAAAGCAAGACGAAGGGCUCCGAUUUGAAAUGUAUCUUGAAAGCAAGAGCUUUUGGCCGAAUAUUGAAUAAUGAUUUUAAAGCUUGGA
Molecule: messenger RNA, 1945 nt
Organism: Tigriopus californicus
Lineage: Eukaryota; Metazoa; Arthropoda; Copepoda; Harpacticoida; Harpacticidae
Product: sex-regulated protein janus-A-like
Exons: 1
Coding region: 127-510 (127 amino acids)
Biological process (GO): peptidyl-histidine dephosphorylation
Cellular component (GO): cytosol
Molecular function (GO): protein histidine phosphatase activity
Source: RefSeq, a predicted model, not a curated record